AUGGAUUCUCGUGCCGGGGAACGGUCGAAGAAGGGUGUCAAGCGUGCACCGCCGAACGCCCUGGGUGGGGGAAACUAUUUCCGCAACCUCUACUCGAUAAUGCUCGAGAGGGGCGUCGGUUCAACAGAGUUCUCGGCGCGGUUUUCGGGCGAGGAAUGUAUACCGGCCGUUACUGUCCGCCAUCUUGAGAAGUGGCUCAAGACCACCAAAGUGUCAGUCGUCGUGUGGUUGCACAGGGGCUCCGGGGCCGAGGUUGUCGGUGCCAAGGGUCAGACGACGAGCCUCCGUCCUCGAUCGAGCGCUUCACGUCGGGGUUCGCGAGGGCCACGUGUACCGCUUGGUACUCGAUGGCCCUUGGUAGGAUCGCUUCACCGGCGCUCGCGAAGGAGCCGUCGGUCCAUCUCAGGAUGUGGCGGUCGAGCACUGCGUGCGUGCGCACGAGGCGUCUCUUUCGCCGUAUUGCCGAGGCGGCCGAAGAGGGGGAAGGGAGAGGAGAAAUCGGAUGGUGACACCAGAACCUUUGGUCGAUGCGCGGACAUGGCGGAGGCAAUCCUCUCCUCGAGCCAGAUGGAGACGGACCAGCAGACCGCUCGUAAGCGGCGGAGAGGAACCGAUGACAAGGCAGACAGCAAGAAGAACUGGUACGCACCUCCCGGUACGGCGUUGGACGAGCUCAUGCUCCACCUCCACCUCGGUGGCGUGACUUGUACGGGCAAACUGACCAGCUACAGCCACUGGGAUUCGUUGUCGUUGCCGGUGCACGAUAUCAUCAUUCGAACCUGGUGCGGCGCGCGCAUGGGCGGACUGGAUCCAGAUGUGCUCGAAUGCGACGAAGCUACUCGUCUGAUCGAGCUGCACGGCACGCUGGGGCGCAAGCUCAUUCGUGGUGUGAUGGAUUUUCGUGUCUCGAGUGAGUAUAGCCCGUCUCUUCUCGUGCUACUCGAGGGGACUGGCAGUGCGACAUCAACGGCGCGCAACGGCACGCACACGGUGGCAAUGCUGAGCAUGGAUGAUCUGCCGGCGUACACCCACACGGACGAGGUGCAGGCAUUCGACGGCCACGACAUCGAGGAUAGGACGUUGUACGUCGUCCGCCUGGAAGCGGGUGGCGAUCCCGACGUGAUCCUGAACGCGGACCGCGUAACCCACUUUGUGCGACCUGCGAGGACGGUUCAAAAGUGCCACAUACCCGGUCUCGUGCACGAUCUGCUGGCCCGGGAUCUAGGGGAGUCCCUACUCCGGGACGUGGACGCUGCUCGCAGGUUCGAGAAGGGUCUAUUCGUUCGCACGAGUGGCUUGUUACAGCAGAGGCACGCCGACAGGAUCAAUGCCGUCAUGGUCACUACCAGCGAGGAGGCCAUGGCCGUCGGGGGUAAGAUCGUGCCCAUUCUCGGCGAAGUUAAUCGCAUCAAGUCGGAGCUGCGGAAGAAUGGUACCGAUGGGGAGCUUGGCAUCGAGAAGCUCGAUAGCGGAGAUGCCUACCUUAGUUUCGAGGCUAGCCGGGUGCGGAACAUGCUCGAGGCGUGUGGGGGCUCUGCCUUCAGCUACCAGUGCGACGCUGUGUUCUUGAGGGGACUUCCAGAGGUCCAGGCGGAAGCAAGGCACCGAUACGAGCAUUUUUUCAGCGGCGAACUCAAAACGCCCGGCACUCUCAAGUUCGAGCCAGCCCUCAAGAACGCAGCGUCUUCCGAUCGCGUCUUUGCUGGCAUCGAAGAGAACCUCGGUACCAUGGGAGCCGCGCAUGUAGCCUGGCGAUCUGUCGGCAAGGACGACAAAAGGAAGAUGUGGCCGGACAUCUGCUCGGCAGAGUCACCAGCAUCUCUUGAGCAACUACUCCGCGAGCUGAUGUCGCAGGAGGACAGGGUCGUUUGUGCGGUCACGGGAAAACACGGUGGAGCCGGGAAAAGCUACUGCACGCUCCAUGCUGCGAAAGCCGUCUUCGAGACCGAUCUUGUGCUGACACCCACCAACAGCCUUCGCACGUCGCACACCGACCUGCCCCCCGGGUGGAGCGUGAAGACUGCCGAUCAUCAGCUUGGGUUUUACAUCGGCGACGACACGCGCGUCAGGAAGACUGUGGGCUCGAUACACAUCCCGAGAGUGGACGUUGUCAAAAUCGAGGAGGCCGCGUACAUGUCUCUGCAUGCGCUCAGCAUGAUUCUCGCCGCGGCUCACAGCAAAGGCGUCCACGUCAUCGGAACGUACGAGACGCACCAGCUGCAACCCGCUCGUGAGGGUAGUGGCCUGAGUAUCAGCGUGGACAACGUCGACAGGCAAGUCGUUCUAGAGCGAUCAUUUCCCAUCUGCUUUCACCUGUUCGCACGCAAGCGGGUCAGGACGAUCGACGAACAGGUCGAAGUGGACGAUAGUCUGUUGUACAUCUUGGAUGCGGCAAACAACAGCGCCAAAGCGCAGAUCCGAGCCCUGGAGAGGUUUGGCGAGAUCGGACCGGCAGGAUGCGAUCCACACGUUUCCGAUUUCCACCUCGCUUAUACCAGGGAUUGUCCGAGGUUCCAUGCUGUCCGGGGUUUGACGAGAUGCAACGAGGCCGGGGGGUGGGACGCGCUGGGACAAAGCGGGGUGGUGGGUGCUCAGUAUCGAGACCUCGGGAAAGUAGGCAAGGUGCACAAGAACCACGCCUACCACAUCGUCCGCUCGUCUGAUGAUUCCGUUGUCGUGCAAAGUACCUUCGAUGGCGGCGCCACCCUCGAAGAGACCAUCCUGAGUCGCGCUGCGGCAGAUAUCCUGUUUGACCCCCCGGGCUCGUGCACGGUGCAUGCGGUUCAAGGUCGCACAGUGGACGGAAAAUUGGUGAUUCACCAGGCUCGACACCGGUUUUCAGACGUUUACUGGCUAUACACAGCCAUCAGCCGAGCGACGGGGCCCUUAAACGUCGUGAUCCUCGACGACAUCCAUCGGAGCGUUAGUGACAUGUCCGAGCACGCCAGGAGAUCGUGGGCGACCAGGAAGGUUUCGAGCUAUCUGCGCGCCGAUGUUACGGGCGGGAGACUGGACGAAGGGGAAGGCAAUCAACACAAUAACGCCCUCGCCCAAGCGCUUUUGAACUCCUACGGUGGAAGAUGCAACUCAUGUACGAUCGAGCUCGUCUGGGCCGUGUACAGCGAACGCCAGCCGACGCUUGAUCGUCUCGACUGCGCCCUACCUCACACGCCAGGAAACGUCGACGUAAAGUGCUUGAAAUGUAACCGUGCCCGAGGUGGCUUGGGAAGGGGGCUUGCGAAGAAAAAGAAGGAUGAAAACAAGGUGGUGGCAGAGACGUAG
Messenger RNA from Ectocarpus sp. CCAP 1310/34, 3282 nucleotides. The record is from the annotation of a GenBank genome assembly. NCBI's taxonomy places the organism in Eukaryota, Phaeophyceae, Ectocarpales, Ectocarpaceae.